Messenger RNA from Clunio marinus, 507 nucleotides. The record is from the annotation of a GenBank genome assembly. Lineage: Eukaryota; Metazoa; Arthropoda; Insecta; Diptera; Chironomidae.
CAUUUACAUUUCUUGAUCCUCAUUGCAAUUCUUUUAUCCUUGUUCAGGAAUUUAUAUGGAAAUAAGAUUCAAAGGAUUCCAUUUGGAACAUUCGACAAUAUGAAUUCGCUAAACUUGCUUCGUUUAGAUAGCAAUUUAUUAGAAUGUGACUGUUCUGUGAUGUGGCUUGUGAAGCAUUUACAUGCGACGAGAAAUCAUUUAAGAGCUUCGGCAAACUGUAAAUCACCCGACUUUAUGGAAGGGAAGAACUUAGUCGACAUGACCGAAGAGGAUUUUCAUUGCAAAAAACCUGAAAUAUUGCAAAAUCCAAAUGAUGUUGAAGUCACUUUUGGAGCAUCUGCCAUUUUUAAAUGUACAGCUGAAGGUGAUCCCAAACCUGAAAUUAAAUGGAUGCUCAACUCGAAUGAAAUUGAUUCGAGCGAUUUAAGGGUUCGUGUUGCGGUUGAUGGAACCUUGCAGAUUGAUAGGAUUGAUACACGAGAUCAAGUUGCAAGACAAUUCUCAGCU